Molecule: messenger RNA, 366 nt
Organism: Mucor mucedo
Lineage: Eukaryota; Fungi; Mucoromycota; Mucoromycetes; Mucorales; Mucoraceae
Exons: 2
Coding region: 1-366 (121 amino acids)
Biological process (GO): transmembrane transport
Molecular function (GO): transmembrane transporter activity
Source: RefSeq, a predicted model, not a curated record
AUGUUUGUCUGUACAUUUUUAGCAGGCGUGUUCACAAUGGUGAUUUGGGAAUUUGCAAAAAGUUAUGCUCUGUUUGCGGUUUAUUGUGUCUUGUAUGGAUUAACCGCUGGUGGAUUUGUGUCACUGUUACCUGUAACGUGCGCGGAUAUUGUGGGAGUUGAGAACAUCCAAAGAGGUCUAGGCAUGGCUUACAUGACUACAGUGAUUGGAAAUUUACUUGGCACCCCGAUUAUUGGUUUACUUCAAAGUACGUUUGGCUGGACAGCAGCUAUUCAAUUUGCUGGUUCCAUGUCUAUUAUAUCAGCCUUUUUUAUGAUUAUACUUCGUAUGAGUAUGUCUAAAGGCAAAUUACUAGCUAAAGUUUAA